Messenger RNA from Vollenhovia emeryi, 924 nucleotides. RefSeq lists its product as uncharacterized. Lineage: Eukaryota; Metazoa; Arthropoda; Insecta; Hymenoptera; Formicidae. The transcript has 3 exons. The coding region runs from base 216 to 884 and encodes 222 amino acids. The record is from RefSeq and is a predicted model, not a curated record.
UGCCACCUGACGUUAAAGUUCGCAGACGAGAAAUGGAGGCUGCGUGCGAGUUCGCGAUGUGUGCUGCGUGACUGCGAAUACACUUAUAUUACCGGCGAUAAAUCUAUCGCUGCGAUGACGAUUAAUACAUUGUGCGCUGCAUUUCGCAGGAUCGCAGUGGGCAGGAUAAAAGAACAAUACGGCCGGGGACAAAUUCAAAUAACAGGAAAUACAGAAUGGAUUUAGGAGAAGGUACUGUUACCGCCGCGAGAUACUCGACGCAUCGAUCAAACUGCAACGCGAAUGCGACUUCCCGCUCAACGUCAGGCGAUUACGGUGCGCGUUGUGGCGCCGGGUCGGCACACAGCAUCAAGUUUAUACCGGGAACACUUAACAUAGACUUCGGGAUGCCCGCGGGUGGGAGUUUAAUAAGAAAUAUUAUCGAAUCCCCUGCUAUUAAGAUUACCCCGUUGCGAGAGCCGGCGGAGCGUUUGCCCAUUCAAUACGACCCUCCCGUACCGGAAAGAUCUGUAGAUCUACCUACAAAUGGAAGGAUUGUUGAUAAACAGGCGGUGAACAUGCUGAGGAUCAGGCAUAAGAAAAUGAAGAAGCACAAGCGAAAGAAGCUGCGCAAGAAGAUGAAAUUUGUGUGGGCGAAGCUAAGGCUUAAGAGAGGCCAGAAGAGGGAGAAGGUGUUUCAAGCCGAUCUGAUUGCCCAAGUUAAGGAGGCGCAGGCGUUUGACGCUAAGGAGUAUGUAAACGAGAAACUAAAUAUCUUGAACAAGGAGAGACUACCGAGGACUUACAGAGGCGAGAUUCUGCCCCCUGAGAUGAUCAAGCAGUUUAUGGACGAGAGGAGGGCAAGAAAGGAAGCUAAACGUAACAAACCUCGUUUGACUCUGUAACUUGUAUACGAGUCGUAAUAAAACUUUGUUGAAAUUGUAA